Messenger RNA from Python bivittatus (Burmese python), 3303 nucleotides. RefSeq names its product nudix hydrolase 4 (gene NUDT4). Gene Ontology annotation, molecular function: bis(5'-adenosyl)-pentaphosphatase activity; endopolyphosphatase activity; diphosphoinositol-polyphosphate diphosphatase activity. Gene Ontology annotation, cellular component: nucleus; cytoplasm. NCBI's taxonomy places the organism in Eukaryota, Metazoa, Chordata, Lepidosauria, Squamata, Pythonidae. Gene Ontology annotation, biological process: diadenosine pentaphosphate catabolic process; diphosphoinositol polyphosphate metabolic process; diadenosine hexaphosphate catabolic process. The record is from RefSeq and is a predicted model, not a curated record.
GUGUGCAGAUAAUUUGCUGUGGAAGAGCAACAAAUGAGUGACAUGAAUCCAGGGUUGUGGUGAUUAUUCGCUCUUAGAAGAAUCUUUAGUUUGCUGAGGAAUAAGAUUUUGACAAAAGUUUUCAUUAGACUUGACUCCAGUGGGACUGUGCUAUUAGUAAGCAGUAGCCGGUAUCCAGAUCAGUGGAUUGUUCCAGGUGGAGGAAUGGAACCUGAAGAAGAACCAGGUGGUGCUGCUGUCAGAGAAGUCUAUGAAGAGGCUGGAGUAAAAGGAAAACUUGGCAGAUUAUUGGGAAUAUUUGAGCAGAAUCAAGACCGGAAGCAUAGGACUUAUGUUUAUGUUCUUACAGUGACUGAAAUCCUGGAAGACUGGGAAGAUUCAGUAAAUAUAGGAAGGAAGAGGGAAUGGUUUAAAGUUGAGGAUGCAAUCAAGGUCCUUCAGUGUCACAAGCCUGUGCAUGCAGAAUAUUUGGAAAAAUUGAAACUUGGGUGUCCAUCUACCAAUGGAAAUUCUGUAGUUUCUUCCCAUCCUGAUAACAAUUCUCUGUAUGUUACUUCAGCACAAACUUCUGGGCUACCUUCUACUAUAAGAUAAAUUCUGAAUUACUUUUUCAUGUAUUUCCAUCACAAGUGGAAAUGUAUUAGUGAUCCUGUACUAUGUGUAUUGUAAUCCAGAUCUUGAGUCCAUGAAUACUUUAUGUUCAAUCUUACAUCUUUUCUUUUUUUAGCAAUGUAUUUUGGCAAAUCAAAGCCAUGCAGGGAUUUUUAAAGAUGCCUUAAAUGGUCCUCUUUAGUUUUUAAGCAUAGUACUUAAUUUGAAGAGUGAAUUUAUCACUUGACAUUUGAGUUUGACUUAAUUCUGUUUCUUAAACUUUCUAAAAAUCAAAUAGUUAUAUUGCUUUAUUCUAUUCAUUGUUAUUUCCCAACAUCAAAAUUAAAUUAGCUGGAGGAAUUAAAAGGCAAUGAAACCAACAAAGUGCCUUCAGUGUUAAACUUCCUCCUUUAAAAUGUUUUACAUAAAAGUCAUAUUCAGAGCAUAUUAAUGCUGUCUUAACUUUUAUCAGUUCUUCAUGUUGCUCUUGUUAAAAAUUUUGGCCAAAUAGGUAGAUAUCACAAAAUGCAAUUUUUUUCAUUUUUUGCUGCUUCUUGCCAAAGUUAGCACUCACUUUCUUUGCAGUUCCAGCAGGUUUAAUUAAUUACUGGAGACCAUUCCAACUUUUUCCAGUCACUUUAUAGAUUAUGUAAAUCAUAUUAUUUGGAAGAUAACUGUUUUGAUGAUUUUUUUUUUUUAAAAGGGGGCAAACAGGAGAUAUCUAGAUAUCAAAAUGUUUUCAUAUCUGCCUCUAAAACAUGCAUGUUUUUACUCUCAGUUGUACAAGUUUUAAUUUCACCAUUUUAAAAAAGCAUCUACACUAAUUUCCAUUUUUCUGUAAAGACAAAAGUUUUGGUUGAGGUAAACAACUACUUCUGUUGUAAAAACUUAUUUCUCAUUCUUUCUAUGUAACAUAAACUCACUGUAAAUAAUUCAACAGAUGUAAAGUAUAAAGUGGAAAGUAAAUGUAAUGUAAAUACUACUGUUCACCCAUUUGGGUUGCCACCUAUGACAUUCAUAGUGACAUAGCAAGCAGGAAUGUCAAUAGCUCAAUUUCUUUAAUAGCUAUAUCUUCACUAACAGAUUUUCUGUUUAUCACACAGCUGUUAAAGGGACAAUAGUCAUGUCUGAAAACAGGUGGGGACUCUAUACACUAUGUAAAAAGGCUGCUAUGAAUUAACCACUUGCUGUUACAAUUUUUUAAAAAAACUUAGUGUCAUAACUUCCUCUACAAAGAUGGAAAUAAUAAUAAUGUGCCAUAUGAAUGAAUUUAAACAAGAAACACCUGUAAAGUGUUUGAACAGUUGUGAGUUUUCAUUUAAGAACAACCUUAGUAGUAGUAAUAGGACAUUGGUAUGAACAUCUGCCAUGGGUUAGAACCUCAAAAUGUUAGCUUAGAUGAUUGUGGGGAAUCAUAGGGCAUGAUCAAAAAGCCUUAUAUAAAGUCAAAAUGAGAAUACAGACUUGAUACAACACCCUUAUGCUAAUUGGACUGGGGGAGUGGUUGGUUAUAAGUAACACACAAUUGUAAUAUACAAUCAUAAGUUGGUUCUUCAGGCCCAUGCUUCUGUUCAUUAUUCAGUAGUUUACUGACCAUAUGGUUGUAAAGGUGAGAAAAUGUCAUAGUGAUGAACAGAACAGCAAGCUCAGUCUGUAGUUCUUAACGAUUUCUUUCCUCUCAACAUUUACUUUUGGAACAUAAACUAAUCCAAGCUAAUAGAAACUGAAUAUUAGUAAUGCAUGAUUAUUUUGCUUUCUGCCAUUAUAUACUAUGUAAAAAUGUACAGUUUAUGCUAACUAAAUCAAAGGCAAGCGCUUAUAAAUACUUCAGGCUGCCGUGCCACAUUGUUAGACCGAUGUACAGAUCUCUUCAGCCUAUGCAAUUUAAAAUAAUUACACCUUCCUUAGAUUUCUGACAUCUCUCUUGCAACAUGAUACACAGGAAUAAAAAAUAUCCAUUGUUCAGUUUCCUGAAUUUACAAGUUUAUUGAUAAAAGUUAACAUACUUUAAUUCUAUAGUUUGUAGGCUGUGCAGUGCUUUGAAAUUGGUUUAGGAAAAAAAUAUGGCUGCCAGACAAGUGCUCAGUUUGCAUUCCAAAGCACCUCUUCUAAACUGAAUCCAAAGAAACCCAUAGCUGUAAUAAUUUGCAGGUAUAGGCUGGGCAAUAGGCACGUCAAAUAUAAUAGCAAAGACUCUUGCCAAGAUAAAACAUUUUAUAAUUAAUGAAAGGGGCAUGGUUUCCUAUAAAAUGUCAAAGCAUUCAAGGUAUAUUUCAAAUAGUGAAAUAUUCUUGUAGAACUAGGAUUUAGAACAAAACUUACUCUUUAGUGAUCUGCAGCUGAUCACUAAACUAAACCUACAGCUGGUUUCCCAGAGAGAAGAAUGGAAAUUGAUUUGGAUCUUCAUAUACUAGAAGUUUGUUAUAUAGAGAACAGGUACCUGGGAACAUGUCUUAUAAGCAGUGCAAGAGGUGACAGAAACAAAAAUUAAAAUCUAUGUGUACUGCAAGCUACCCAGACCUAUUAUUAAAAUGUUUGAAACAAUUGUUCAACAUGCUUCUGAAAGUACACACACACAAAAAAGGAAAACUACAUGAUUCAAGUUGUAAACAUUUUGAAUAGAGCAUGGCUUUCUUUUAAAGACUAAUGUAAGAAUUUUGACUUUUUAUAUCCAAAAGAAACCUCUAAUAAAAAAGAAACAAUUUUCAAAGA